CUACCGUAUAAUCGCCACGAUGAAGCGUAAAGUGGGAGCACUGGAAAAGGUGGACGCGGAUUUGCCCAAUUUGCAGCAUAAGAUCAAGAUCGAUCCGACGUCGUAUCGCGAGGACUUUGUGGCGCAAUAUGGGCAAUACCGCUCGCUGCUCGAACUGUUCCUCGCCUCGCCCACCACCACCGACGACACGGGCGUCGUCAAGCUGCGUGAUCUGAUCGACUUUGUGUCGCACGUGGCCGACUGCUACCCGACCCUGACGGCGUCCUUCUCCGCCGACCUCAUCAGCCUCAUCGAACUUCACCACGCGGCAUUGGACCACGAGUUGAGAGACAAGAUUGUCGGCAGUCUGGUGCUGUUGCGGAAGAAGGACAUCAUCGACUCCAACACGCUGCUCAAUACCCUCUGGCCGCUGCUCAUCUCCACACCCUCGAAGGCUCUGCGAGCACUCCUAUUCCAGAAGAUUGUGUCCGAUCUGCGAACAUCCAACAGCAAGAGCAAGAACCACCGAUUGAAUCGCAACAUUCAGACCGUAUGCUACAACCUCAUCGCAUCGGAUCCAACGUCGCCCAAGGGCUUGUGGGCCGUCAAGCUGACGAGGGAGUUAUGGAAGCGAUCGGUAUGGACAGAUGCCAAGGCUGUCAGCAUCAUGGAAGUGGCAGCUCUAGCACAGGAUGCCAAGGUCGUCACUUCGGGCGUGCGCUUCUUCCUGGGUUCCGAUCAAGAAAGAGAGGCGGCAGAAUUGGAGGAGAGUGACGACGAGAGCGACAUUGAUGUGGGCAAGAUCAAGCAUCAGGCUGGAAUCAACAAGAAAUCGAAGAAGAGAGAAAAGGACAUCGCGGCGGCCCAGGCCAAGGUCAAGCGGAAAGAGAAGCGGAAGAAUGCACAUCAAGCUCUGAACUUCUCGGCGCUACAUCUUCUACACGACCCACAAGGCUUUGCCGAGAAGCUCUUUCAGCAACACUUGCAGCCCACCACUCCCAAAGUCAAGCUCAAUCUUGAGCAGAAGCUUUUUGUGCUGCAGCUGGUCUCACGAUUGGUCGGUCUUCACAAGCUAUCUCUGAUUCCACUUUACUCGUGGUUCAUCAAAUUCUUGUCACAUAAACAACCCUCCGUCACAUCUUUUCUGGCAUCGCUGGCACAGGCAACACACAGCUUAGUACCCCCGGACGUGCUCGAACCCUUGGUCGUAAAGAUCGCGAACGAGUUCGUGUCCGAGGGCUCUGCGGCGGAAGUAUGUUCGGCGGGACUGAAUGGUAUCAGAGAAGUUUGCGUGAGACAACCGCUUGCGAUGACUGAGACUCUCCUGCAAGACUUGGUCCAGUACAGGAAAAGUAAAGACAAGGGUGUGCAAAUGGCAGCGAGAGGGUUGCUCUCGCUGUAUCGAGAAGUCGGAGCCGAGAUGUUGAAGAAACGAGACCGUGGGCGAGACGCUGCCCUAGGUCUGCGAGUUGGCAACAAUGCGAGCGCUAAAUUCGGCGAAGAGGAAGUUGGUGGCAUCGAGGGUCUGGAGCUACUAGAGAAGUGGAGAGAAGAGCAGGGCAUUGGUGAGGCAGAAGAUGCCGAGAACUGGAAGAACUGGGAAGCCGAGCAGAACGACAGUGAAAGUAGUGGUGGCUGGAUUAAUGUCGAAAGUGACGGCGAAGAGAUUGAUAUUUCAGACUCCGAGGACGAGAAGGACAAGUCAAAGAAAGACAAAACGAAGCUAAAUGCUGCAGACAAGGAAAACCAAGAUGAUGCAUCUAGACGAACGGCAUCACUAGGACCAGACGGAGCUGCAAUCAAAGAAGAGGCCCGACUAUCGACCCUUGCAAUGACACACAUUCUCACACCUGCCGAUCUGGUCAAGCUGCACGAGCUCCGCCAGUCCGCUGCCGUGCAAGCUGCGUUACCCGCGAACAAACGUCGCAAACUCACAUCCGGACCCCUUCCCGCCUCUUCACGUCAUGCAGAUGACGCUAUCACAGCAGCAAACAUCGAGGGCCUUGCCAAGCUGUCCCACAAAGCCGAUCGCGCAGAAAAGAUUGCCAUGGCGAAGGGCGGCUCAAUCGAUCCCAAGACUGGAAAAUUCGUUCGCGAUCAUGAGAAUGAUCAUCGUUCUACUACUGCUCGCCGGAAGGAGAAGAAGGAAAGUGAGGGUAAGAGUACGACGAAUAAAGAGAAGGCGAGAAAGAAGAAUUUCUUAAUGACGCUGGGUAAAGCGAAGAGGAAAGGGAAGCGAUCUCUGGUGGAAGAGAGGGCGAUUCUAAAAGCGCAUGUCAGUCGGAAAGCCAAGGGUGGGAGACGUGGUAAUAGAAAUUUGAAUUAGAUAUGGGUACCUAUGUCAUCCGCAGUGGUCAGUACAUGCCAAGCAUGACUGAGGGAGAGCCCCC
Molecule: messenger RNA, 2369 nt
Organism: Sphaerulina musiva SO2202
Lineage: Eukaryota; Fungi; Ascomycota; Dothideomycetes; Mycosphaerellales; Mycosphaerellaceae
Product: SDA1 domain-containing protein
Exons: 1
Coding region: 20-2305 (761 amino acids)
Biological process (GO): ribosomal large subunit biogenesis; ribosomal large subunit export from nucleus
Cellular component (GO): nucleolus
Source: RefSeq, a predicted model, not a curated record